Molecule: messenger RNA, 1656 nt
Organism: Chaetomium globosum CBS 148.51
Lineage: Eukaryota; Fungi; Ascomycota; Sordariomycetes; Sordariales; Chaetomiaceae
Exons: 4
Coding region: 1-1656 (551 amino acids)
Source: RefSeq, a predicted model, not a curated record
AUGGUGUCUUUCAAAUACCUCGCGGUGUCGGGCUUUGCCCUGCAUGCUGCCGCCAAAUCUGUUAAGCGCGCCACGCCGCCGGCAGCUUCGGUCUCUUGCAAUGGGCAAGCCUACUCCUACGACGGGCUUGCCGGUUACGGGUCCGUGAAAUCGGAUGCGCGUGACCAGUAUGGCGACACCAUUAGCAUUGGUUCCGCCAUGACCGUCAGGGACUGGAAGAAGACCGGCGACCGGUACACGGGCACCUUGUACGGUCUCCCAGAUCGUGGAUGGAAUACGAACGGGACCCAGAACACUGUCCCCAGGGUUCAUGUCUUCCAGAUUGCGUUCAGCCCGGCGCCGGAGGCCACGGUUGCUAACCCGUCCGGCCCGAACCUCGAGUUCGAGUACAAGCGCACCAUCUUGCUCUCUGGGCCGGACGGCAAGCCCAUGACUGGAAUCGACCCUGAUUUCACCGGGGGCCUGACCUACCCUGGGUUCCCCACUAUGCCUGCAGCGACAUAUCCGGGCGAUGGCUUUGGAGGCCCCGGCCCCGGCGACAAGCGUGUGGUUCUCGACGCCGAGGGCCUGGUGGUGGAGGAGGAUGGAUCUUUCUGGAUCAGCGACGAAUAUGGCCCCUUCCUCUAUCGAUUCAAUGAGAAGGGCCAGAUGGUUGCGGCGGUGCAGCCUCCCGAUGCGCUGCUCCCCAUCCGGAACGGCGAAAUCAGCUAUAACUCCAACACGCCCCCAAUCUACAACAGCAGCAUGGUUCCGUAUCCCGAGGACCCCGAUCAUGGCCGUCAGAACAACCAGGGCUUCGAGGGCCUGACCAUGAGCGCCGACGGCAAAUCGCUCUUCGUGAUGCUGCAGUCCGCCGCCCAGCAAGACGGCGGUGCUUCCUCGUCCAAGCGCCGCAACACCCGUCUACUCAAAUACGCGCUCGACCGCACGAAGGAAGAUGUGAAGAUCACGUACGAGGCCGAGUUCGUCGUCCCGCUGCCCACUUUCAAGAACGCGAAGGACAACAAGCGCGUUGCGGCGCAGUCGGAGAUUCACUACGUCUCCGACACGCAGCUCAUGGUCUUGGCUCGGGACUCGAGUGUUGGCCGGGGACAGGAGGACCCUCUGUCUCGUUACCGCCAUGUUGAUAUCGUGGAUAUUUCUGGCGCUACCAACAUCAAGGGGCCAAAGUUUGACGACCUUGUGAACGGGAACAUCACAGUUGGAAACACUGAGGAUCCUUCCGAUGAGCUUGUUUCUGACAUCACCCCGGCCGAACUGUGCCCGUUCAUUGACUACAACAUCAACACGGAGCUCAACAAGUUCAAGACUGACGAGGGAGAUGUCGUGCACAACGGCGCCCCCGUCGACUUUGGCCUCCUGAACGAGAAGUGGGAGGCUCUCGCUCUGCUGCCUGUUCAUGUCGACGACGAGGCGCAGGGCAAGGGCAAGGGUAAAGGCAAAGGCAAGGGGAAGAGCAGCAGCUGCGGUGCAAAGAGCGAGGAUGAGUAUUAUCUCAUCACUUUGUCUGACAACGACUUCAUCACCGACAAUGGAUAUGCCGACUUUGGCAAGAUUCGCUUCGUUGAUGACUCUGCCACGGUCCCCUUCCUUCACAGCCAGGCUUUGGUUUUCAAGGUCAAGCUGCCCAAGGGUAGCAAGCCUCUCAUUGGGUAG